CACGAGGGGUGUUAUUAAAGGCAGCUGAGAGGGAGAUGAGUUUAGAAGUGGCAGGGACUGUCUUUGGGACGGAGUGCUGCGCAUCCUCCAGCCAGCCGGUGUCAGAUGUACGAUACGGGGCAACAACGCCUCCCGUACGGGUGAGAAGACCGGGGCCACCCAGGCAGCUACAUGCAGGAGGACACUGGCCACAGAGCUGGACUAGCAAGCCAAGCGAGCCGCUUUAAGGAAUAAGACUGAAGAAGUUCACCGCUAUGGAUCUGCUGCUCACCCCGAGCCCAGCACCGAACUUCACCAGACCACAGAACAGCACCAAGCCUGAUGAUGGCUGGAUGGUGGGCAUGGGCAUACUGAUGUCCAUCAUCGUCCUGAUCAUCGUGUUAGGGAAUAUCAUGGUGAUCACAGCUAUAGCCAAGUUCCAAAGACUUCAGACAGUCACUAACUACUUUAUCACCUCCUUAGCCUGUGCCGACCUGGUGAUGGGCAUGAUGGUGGUGCCCUUCGGAGCAGGUAUCAUCAUCAUGGAUUCGUGGGAGUUUGGCAACUUUUGGUGUGAGUUUUUCAUAUCAGUAGACAUCCUGUGUGUCACUGCCAGCAUAGAGACGUUGUGUGUGAUAGCAGUGGACAGGUAUUUCGCUAUCACCUCUCCAUUCAAGUAUCAAAGCCUGCUGACCAAGUGUAAAGCCAGAAUGGUCAUCCUCAUAGUUUGGGUUGUGUCAAUCCUCACCUCCUUCCUCCCCAUCUACAUGCACUGGUAUAGAACUGAUGAGAGCAAAGAUAAGGAUUGCUAUCACGAUGAGACCUGCUGUUACUUUUAUACCAACCCUGCCUAUGCCAUUUCAUCAUCCAUCAUCUCUUUUUACCUACCCCUGGUGAUCAUGAUCUUUGUCUAUGCUAGAGUCUUUCAGGUGGCCAAGAAACAACUGAAGAAGAUAGACAAAAGUGAAGGGAGGUUCUACCAGCAAGAUGCCAAUGGCAAAGUGGGCAACAGGAGGACAUCCAAGUUCUGCUUGAAGGAGCACAAAGCACUGAAGACACUGGGCAUUAUCAUGGGCACCUUCACUUUGUGUUGGCUCCCUUUCUUCAUAGUCAACAUAGUUCAGGUGAUGCACAAGGAUAUCAUCCCUGUGCAGGUUUACACCUUCUUGAACUGGGUGGGCUAUGUCAACUCUGGCUUCAACCCACUCAUCUACUGCAGGAGUCCAGACUUCAGAUGCGCUUUCCAGGAGCUACUUGGUUUGAAGAAGUCAAGUAGCAAGCUCUACACCAAUGGAUACCCCCAAAGCAAUGGGAACAGUGUGUACAAUGAAGAAAGUGAUGCUGCUCAAACGGGCAAGGAGAGAACUAACGAGGUCUUCUUCAAGGAGGAGAAGACCCCAAGUCCAUCCCUACUGAGAUGUGAAGGUACUGUGGUGGACUACAGCAUGGAUCCCCUGGGCAAGAAUCACAACACGCAGGGUGAUUGCUUAUUAUAGGAUCCCCCCACCCCCCUUUUUUUUUUU
Rana temporaria (common frog) is the source of this 1502-nucleotide messenger RNA. RefSeq names its product adrenoceptor beta 2 (gene ADRB2). The coding region runs from base 255 to 1475 and encodes 406 amino acids. Gene Ontology annotation, biological process: adenylate cyclase-activating adrenergic receptor signaling pathway; norepinephrine-epinephrine-mediated vasodilation involved in regulation of systemic arterial blood pressure; negative regulation of smooth muscle contraction. Gene Ontology annotation, molecular function: beta2-adrenergic receptor activity; norepinephrine binding. Lineage: Eukaryota; Metazoa; Chordata; Amphibia; Anura; Ranidae. Gene Ontology annotation, cellular component: membrane. The record is from RefSeq and is a predicted model, not a curated record. The transcript has a single exon.